Molecule: messenger RNA, 1568 nt
Organism: Arabidopsis arenosa
Lineage: Eukaryota; Viridiplantae; Streptophyta; Magnoliopsida; Brassicales; Brassicaceae
Source: the annotation of a GenBank genome assembly
CAGCCAUAGAAAUGGGCAAUCGAACUCAGUGAAUACGACAUAGAGUAUCGAUCAAAGCCAAGUCUCAAGUCACAAGUACUGGCUGACUUCAUGACAGAACUCUCUCCGGAUGUAAUUGAUGAAGUCCCUGAGGAGAACUGGAUACUCUACGCAGACGGUUCCUCAUCAUCACAAGGAUCCGGACUAGGUAUUUUACUCCAAUCUCCCACCGGAGAAGUACUCGAGCAAUCACUCCGACUCCAAUUCAAAGCCUCCAACAAUGAAACGGAAUACGAAGCCUUGAUAGCAGGAUUGCGCCUUGCAAAAGGAAUCGGAACUAAGCGAAUCAAAGCUUUCAGCGAUUCACAGCUAGUGCAUGCGGACGCUCUAGCCGCCUUAGCUUCAAAUACAGAUCCAAAUCUGAGGUGUACCAUUCGCGUGGAGAACAUAGCCACACCAAGCAUCGAUCUUCCACCUCCGAUCUGCGUAAUCACCGAACCCCCGGAAGCUAUAGAGAUCGACGAUGAUCCGAAUAUUGAAGUAGACCCAGAGCCGACCGAUUGGAGAGAUCCCAUCAAACUCUACAUAGCAGAUGGCGAAGUACCCGCAGAUCGUUGGGAAGCAAGACGUCUCAAAACCAAGGCUGCUAACUAUAUCCUCCAUGAUGGCGAACUAAGAAACUCACGACGGAGACGGAGGCAAUCAUUCGGCGGACGAGCUCUAGCCCUUAAAAUAAAAAAAGAUGUGCGUUACUGGCCAACCAUGAUGGCGGACUGCGAGGCCUACGCGGCGAAGUGCGAAUCAUGUCAAAGGCACGGGCCAAUGAAGAACGUCUCCCUAGAACUGCUGAGCACAGUUACAGCACCAUACACAUUCAUGCGAUGGGCCAUGGACAUUGUAGGACCAAUGCCUCCUUCACGGUCUGAGAAAUUCUUGCUGGUUCUAACAGACUACUUCACCAAGUGGGUUGAAGCGGAAGCAUACCACGAAGUCAAGUCGCCUCAGGUCGUCGCAUUUAUAUGGAAAAACAUCAUAUGUCGGCACGGUCUACCUUACGAGAUUGUAACAGACAAUGGACCCAAGUUCGUCUCACUUAUCACAAGGCGAUUUCUCUCCAAAUGGAACAUCCACCUCACCAACUCGACGCCGAGAUACCCUCAAGGCAACGGACAAGCUGAAGCCACGAACAAAACAAUCAACGUGGCUGCGAAAUACUACAAUCAGAAUGUCAAAGAACGCCGCUUUAAUGUAGGCGACCUCGUCCUUCGCGAAGUCUUCCACAACACGAAGGAGGAAAACGCUGGGAAGCUCGGAGCUCGCUGGGAAGGACCCUACUUAAUCUCAAAAGUGGUCCAUCCCGGAGUCUACCAGCUCAUGACCAUGAACCUUAAGGAAAUCCAGAAUCCAUGGAACGCAGUCCACCUGAAAAAGUACUACUACUAAGUACGAAAAAAAAAAAAAGGCAAGAUCGGUCAUCUGAUCUCAACUUAUGUAACUUGAACUACGAAUGGCUUGAUCCCUUUAUUGGGUACGUAGGAAAUCCUUCGAAAGGAUGCAUCUAUAAUACUUAAUAAAAUUAAAGUUUGCAU